AUGCUGCCGUGCAGGGGCGGGUGGGCGGGGCGAGGGGCCGCGGCGCGCGGCGUGGGCCGGGCCGGGGCAGAGCGAGAAGUUGGCGGCGGCGGCGGCGGCGGGGGGAGCGCGGGGCUGCGGGAGCGCAGGUGGGCCCCGCCGCCCCCCCGUCACCCUCCAGGAGCAGGUGAGCCACUGACUAACGCACAUUGUGCUCUCGGCGACUCCACUGUGCGUGUGACAGCGGCUAACCUGCUCCUCGGACAUCGCUGGGCGGCCGCCUCGCCUCGCCUCCGGGGACCCGCGCCUCGCCGCCACGACGCGUGCCCUCCCCGCCUGCCAGAAGUAGCCCUGCCUUUGGGACUGUGCUGCCCGAUGACUAACCGCUGGAGAUGCCACUGGCAGAAGCAGCUCUGCAGGUCACCCGGUGAGACUUGUCCCAGUUCCCAUGAGCAGCACCAUGGUAUGAAUGCUUCCGACUUCCCGCUACCUAUGGAACCAUCCUGUCCAGCUCCAGUAAGCAAAGGCAAGGGGUUGAAGUGAAGUUUGUUUGUUUUUGCCUUUUUUUUUUGUGUCUCUCUCCAGUAAGCAGGGUGGGAGCAUACAGCUCAAUUCCUGUUUUUAACAUUCUUGUGGCAUGAUUCAAAACUAACCUGCUGUGCUGUCACCUGAAGUAUUCAAUAAAUAGUGCAAAACCAG
This is a messenger RNA of Falco peregrinus (peregrine falcon), 678 nucleotides long. RefSeq lists its product as uncharacterized. Lineage: Eukaryota; Metazoa; Chordata; Aves; Falconiformes; Falconidae. The transcript has 4 exons. The coding region runs from base 1 to 522 and encodes 173 amino acids. The record is from RefSeq and is a predicted model, not a curated record.